AUGGGUAUUAUGUUGUGGAGGANAGGUGGUGGUGGGAACAAGAAAAGAGAGGCUGAGAUCAUUCGAAAGAAGCCUUCAUGGAUGCUGCCCAUUUCUCAUGGGUAUUAUGUUGUGGAGGAUAGGUCACUGAAAGGUGAGUCAAGUGAGUUGGACUCGGACUCAGUUGUGGUACAGAGAGAGCAAAUUGAAGAGCAUGAAGUGUGGUUUUUUGGAGUUUUCGAUGCUCGAAUUGGUGACAGAAUUACCAAGUACAUGCAAUCACAUUUAUUGGAUAAGAAGCUUAAAGAGUCUCAAAUGAGGAAGAGGAGCAAAGAAACAAUGAGAAAGGCAUACAUUGGUGCAACAGCAAAAAUCAGGGAAACACAGAAGCCAGAAGAGUUAUGGAAAGUGGGUUCAGCAUCCGCCAUUGUUAUCAAUGGAGAAAAGCUUGUGAUAGCUUCCAUGGGUGACUACCGAGCUGUUGUUUGCAGAGAUGGUGAGGCUCAUCAAAUCACCACAAGUGACCAGCAAAUCACAAAGCGACAUUGGUCACGUAGAUUCAUUCAAGGUGCGUCACUCUUUUUCCUCCAAUUUGUGCAUGAAAUUUGA
This is a messenger RNA of Ilex paraguariensis (yerba mate), 588 nucleotides long. NCBI's taxonomy places the organism in Eukaryota, Viridiplantae, Streptophyta, Magnoliopsida, Aquifoliales, Aquifoliaceae. The record is from the annotation of a GenBank genome assembly.